Molecule: messenger RNA, 1164 nt
Organism: Ostertagia ostertagi
Lineage: Eukaryota; Metazoa; Nematoda; Chromadorea; Rhabditida; Trichostrongylidae
Source: the annotation of a GenBank genome assembly
AUGAAUCAAGUAAUGUUGUGGCGAACCAUUCGUAUGUAUCUUCAGAGCGCAACCUUACAACCGUAUCUCGAAGCAGUUCGACAUACUCUCCAAGCCGCACUAUGUCUUGAACAAUUUAGUUCUCAAGUUGUUGAGAGGCACAUGAAACCAGAGGUAGAAGUGCGCACUUCCAAGGAACUCCUGAUGACACCUGUUGUUGUCGCGCGAAACAAGCAGGAACGAGUCCUCAUAGAACCUUCAAUAAACUCAGUAAGGGUAUCAAUUUCGAUAAAACAAUCGGACGAAAUCGAGCGUAUUCUCUGUCAUAAAUUUACCCGAUUUAUGUGUCAGCGAGCGGAUAGUUUCUUUGUUUUGAGACGUAAACCUCUACCUGGUUAUGACAUCUCGUUUUUAAUCACUGCAUCACACACUGAAACUAUGUACAAGCAUAAGCUAGUGGAUUUCUUGCUCCAUUUCAUGCAAGAAAUUGAUAAGUUUCACAGAAUGAGGAUAUUGGUUUUAUUCGCCAUAUGUGCUGGUAAUGCUUUCGCGUCCGAGGAAUUGACGACAACCGAGCGAACCACCUUUCCUGUCGAGGGAAAUGAGGACAUCAUAAGAUUCCAGGUCAUAUUUCCUUCAUCAGCUACGAUGGGUCGUAAGUGGGCCGCUAAUUCUCGGGUGCUUCUGAACCAUGGCGAAUACAUAGGCUUCGUUCGUGAGGAUGGUUCUUUUGUAGUUGACAACGUUCCUAGCGGCAGUUACGUAGUACAAGUAGAAAAUGUAGAUUUCGUGUUUGAGCCGAUUCGUGUGGAUAUCACAGCUAAAGGCAAGAUUCGGGCGAGGAAAUUGACUUUACUGCAGCCAAAUGUGGUUAAUCAGUUGCCAUAUCCGCUAAAAUUGAGCUCUCGAGAGGCUACACGAUAUUUCCGCAAGCGAGAGGAAUGGCGAAUUACUGACAUGUUGAUGAAUCCUAUGGUGCUGAUGCUGGUGGUGCCACUCGUGAUCAUGCUCAUUAUUCCAAAAAUGACGGCAAACGAUCCUCAACUACAGAAAGAAAUGGCUGAAAUGCAACUUCCGAAGAUGGACAUGCCAGACGUGAGCGAAAUGAUGGCAAAUCUUUUCGGUGGGGGUGCUCCGAAGCCGAAGAAGAAAGCGAUUGCUGGAGGGCAGCAGAAGAAAAAGUGA